Messenger RNA from Anoplopoma fimbria (sablefish), 2212 nucleotides. RefSeq names its product WRN helicase interacting protein 1 (gene wrnip1). Gene Ontology annotation, cellular component: nucleus. Gene Ontology annotation, biological process: DNA repair; DNA-templated DNA replication; regulation of DNA repair. Gene Ontology annotation, molecular function: single-stranded DNA helicase activity; ATP hydrolysis activity; ATP binding. Lineage: Eukaryota; Metazoa; Chordata; Actinopteri; Perciformes; Anoplopomatidae. The transcript has 7 exons. The record is from RefSeq and is a predicted model, not a curated record. Bases 13 to 1791 code for a protein of 592 amino acids.
ACGGGAAUCAAGAUGGCGACCCACAUGGCCUCCGCACUGGACGCGGUGCAAUGUCCCGUAUGUUUAGAGGACUUCACGGCGGCCACGAUUAACGGACACCUCGAUGCGUGUCUGCAGAAAAGCGGCACCGACAGCAGUGCGUCGGUAACGGAGCCUCCUUUGAAGAAAUCACGCAUUAACGCGGAGCCUGAACACCCGGAUGUCAACAACCCCAUGACGCGUUCACCGUCAUCCUCCUCCCUGUUUUCUCUAUUCCAGGCCAACAAGAGUAAAGUGUCAGCUGCAAGUGAAAGGGAUGUUUUAUUGACGAGUAAACAAUCUGCUGUCAAUAAGGGGGUUAAACGUAAUUUGGCAAGCGAGGCAGAAGCAGCACAAGAAGGUGCAGAGAAUGUUAACAGCCAGCUCUCUGGAUUAAACGGACCGACCCUGAAGGCAGCACAGGAUGUAUCACCACUGUCACUGCUGAGCAUCAAUAAGCCUCUGGCAGAGAUGCUGAGGCCAAACACACUGGAGGAAUACUUUGGUCAAAACAAAGUUGUGGGUCAGCAAACACUCCUCAGGUCACUUCUGGACUCCCAGGAAAUACCAUCUCUGAUCCUGUGGGGACCACCGGGGUGUGGAAAGACCACUCUGGCUCACAUAAUCGCCAGCACCAGUAAAAAGAAAGGGACAGCUCGUUUUGUCUCUCUGUCUGCCACCAGCGCGUCCACCAGUGACGUCCGAGAGGUCAUCAAACAGGCUCAGAACGAGCUCCGACUCUGCAAGAGGAAGACCAUCCUGUUCAUUGAUGAAAUUCACCGCUUCAACAAAUCUCAACAGGACACCUUUCUUCCUCACGUGGAAUGCGGGACGGUGACUCUGAUCGGGGCGACCACAGAAAAUCCAUCCUUCCAGGUGAAUAACGCUCUGCUGAGCAGGUGCAGGGUGCUGGUUCUGGAGAGGCUCUCUGUGGAGGCGAUGGGCCUGAUCCUGGACAGGGCCGUGGCCAGACUGGGGAUCAGAGUCCUGGAAGAAGAUCCAGCAAAUCCUAAACAACAAGACCGAUCAGAUGGACAUGAGCCAAAGAUUUUGAUUGAACAAAAAGCUCUGGACACCAUCGCCUUCCUUUGUGAUGGAGACGCGAGAACAGGACUCAAUAGUCUGCAGCUGGCUGUUAAGGCUCAGGUGACCUCGGCCCGGCCCGGCCCAUCAGGACCAGAUGGUUCUCAGGAAAUACUGGUGAAGGAGGAGCACGUGAAGGAAGGUCUUCAGAGGUCCCAUAUUCUCUAUGAUAAAGCUGGUGAAGAGCAUUACAACUCUAUCUCGGCGUUGCAUAAGUCCAUGAGAGGCUCCAAUGAGAAUGCUUCUCUCUACUGGCUGGGUCGCAUGCUGGAGGGCGGCGAGGAUCCGCUCUAUGUGGCUCGCAGGCUGGUCCGCUUCGCCAGUGAGGACGUGGGAAUGGCCGACCCCUCCGCUCUUCCUCAGGCUGUGUCGGCCUUUCAAGCCUGUCACUUCAUCGGGAUGCCUGAAUGUGAGGUGAUUCUGGCUCAGUGUGUGGUCUAUCUGGCACGAGCACCUAAGUCUGUGGAUAUCUACAAGGCCUAUGCUAACGUCAAAACCUGUCUGAGGAACCACAAAGGCCCUCUGCCUUCUGUCCCCCUGCACCUUCGUAACGCCUCCACAAAGCUGAUGAAACAGCUCGGCUACGCUAAAGGCUACAAAUACAACCCAGCCUUCAGCGAGCCCGUAGAGCAAAGUUACCUGCCAGACGAGCUGCAGGGAAUCGACUUCUUCACCUGGACACCGUCAUGAGGAUCUGUUGCAAUGACUGACACAGCUUGCUAUAACGGGGUUAAAAAAACACUGCUGCCGAAGGAAAAUAUCUUGUCAAAUUAGAUGAUUUUUUUUUUUUUUAAACUAAUCCAUAUUAAACAUUGGGGUUAUUUUCCUAAUUUAUUUUUUGCAAAUGUAAAAGAAGUAUUUGCCAUAAGUCAACCAUCACGUUAUAUUCAACUUCCUCUUCUACUUGACUUUUCUGUUGUUUUUGAAUAAAUUACAAAGGAUAUAGUUACCUUUUACAGUUAAUUUACUUCUAAAUAUGUUGAUAAUAAAAUCCUUAAUCUGUUCAAAUGAAUAACAAUACAUAAAAUACAGUAAAUAUACGCAGUCUUUGUAUUUCCAUAAUACAUAAUCAAAUAUCUACUAUGUUAAAUAUUUCUAUGUUGGUUUUGUC